AUGGUCAAGCAAAUCGCCAGCGCGGAAGAAUUCGCCGCCAUUAAAGCGGCCGGUAAACCGGUCGUCGUUGAUUUCACCGCGAGCUGGUGCGGACCGUGCAAGUCCAUCGCGCCGUUCUUCGAGGAAUUGGCGGCCAAGUACCCAGAAGUUGAAUUCGUCAAGAUCGACGUCGACGAACUCGAAGACGUCGCGGCCGAGUGCGGAAUCUCCGCGAUGCCGACGUUCCAAGUGUACUCCAACGGCGUGAAGGUUUCUGAAAUGACUGGUGCGGACAAGGACAAGCUGUCCGCGCUCGUCAAGGAUGCCAACGAGUUGUAG
Messenger RNA from Ostreococcus lucimarinus CCE9901, 318 nucleotides. RefSeq lists its product with no specific name. The transcript is spliced from 2 exons. Gene Ontology annotation, molecular function: protein-disulfide reductase activity. NCBI's taxonomy places the organism in Eukaryota, Viridiplantae, Chlorophyta, Mamiellophyceae, Mamiellales, Bathycoccaceae. The coding region runs from base 1 to 318 and encodes 105 amino acids. The record is from RefSeq and is a predicted model, not a curated record.